Acanthochromis polyacanthus (spiny chromis) is the source of this 2899-nucleotide messenger RNA. It is a transcript of the gene terf2ip, whose product is annotated as telomeric repeat binding factor 2, interacting protein. Gene Ontology annotation, cellular component: shelterin complex. Gene Ontology annotation, molecular function: telomeric repeat DNA binding. Lineage: Eukaryota; Metazoa; Chordata; Actinopteri; Pomacentridae. The record is from RefSeq and is a predicted model, not a curated record. Gene Ontology annotation, biological process: telomere maintenance via telomere lengthening; regulation of DNA-templated transcription.
AUAAAAAGAACGAACGAAAGAAAGAAAGUAGUUUGUCUACGGCUCUGCAGACACAUAAUACUAUUGAUUUCUUAAACACAGUAGUGCAGUACCAAUACUAAUAAUGGGGGACGGUAAUGCGACACCAACUCGGUGAAAUUCGCCGAAGAAGAAAAAGACCUGGAAGUAAGCUUUGUUUUAGUUCGUGUCGGGGCGGGAAAGUGGAGUGAGGAAGUCAACAAACUGCCUGGUGAUAUGUCCUGACCAUGCCAUCCAAACAGGAAAAUGUAGUUCAACCUGCUUAUUCCCCAGUUCUGUUCAUGAAUGUGGAUGGUCAGCCAAUGUCUUUCUUCCUGCGACCGGGGCCCACCAAACGCAAGCUGCAACCGCUCAUCACAGCUGGAGGGGUUUUGAGCAAUGUCCAGCAGCCAGGAGUGAUCUUGCUGAUGGACCCUGAGGAAAGAAGCAGUAUUCCUGAAUCUACUUCUCAUUGGUAUGUGUCUAUCCAGUAUAUUCAUGACUGCAUUGAGAAGAAUGAACAGCUGGAUUUAGAGGAUUACAAGUUAAAUCCUGGAGUAGUCCAGAGAAGCUCUCCUAGACUUAACAGAAGCAAAGAAAGCUCACCUCGACUCUCAAGAGGCAGACUUCUCUACACCCCAGAAGAGGAUGCUGCUAUUUUGAGUCAUGUAAGUAAGCACAAGACAGAGGUUGGGGGGAACCGGCUUUGGCAACAGAUGGAGAAGCAGCGUGUCACCAGUCACAGCUGGCAGUCAAUGAAAUCUCAUUACAAAGUACUGGCUGAGAAACAGUCACAGGUUGUGAACUUGGAAACAACAGAAGACAACAAGGCAACAGAGGAAGAGACAGAGGUGGAAAACAACCAGGGGACAGAUGCUCCAAAACAUCCAUGUGAAGAAGAUGUUGUUCCUCCUCAGACACAUUCAGCAGAUUUAGACUUCGCACAGAUAGAUCUCCAGUCCUUGCUGGAUGAAUGCAAAGCAGAAAAUGCAGAUGCUGAGACAUCCAUCUCUGCUCAAGAAGAAGAGCAGCAAAUGAAUCAACAGACAGAUGAACCACCAGCUGAAGGCAUACAAACAGAAACUGUAGAAGCUGAAACAUCUAACCCACCCCAAAAUGAUUGGCUUUGUCCAGACGUCCAGACAGAUAUCCAGCUCAUUACAGCUGAGAACACUGAAAGAGAUGGACCUCAAACAACUGUCUCGCCACAGAAGCAGAGUUUGCUGGAGGAGUCUCAACCAAGUCAGCCUGAGUCGACACCUAAAACAACUUCUUCAAAAAAGCCAAAAGAGAAGCAGAAGACCUCCUCUAGUUUGGAACAACCACAGCGUCGAAUAACACGCCGGCAGCUUGAGCUUGAGAUGUCGUUAUCCCCUGAACCUUAUGCAAAAAAACUCAGAUCAUCAUUGAACUCUGCUGAGCAACCUACAUCAUCUCCACAGUGCACGAAGAAAACUAAAUCAGCAGUGAAGUCUGCUCUUCGGAAAGACACAACUCCAAACGAGCCGCCAUCAAAGAAAGCCAGAGGAGGGAGUGUGGAAGCAGCGGCAGAAAGUCAACCGGAGCAGAAUGGAGACGCUGCAGUCUCUGGAACAGCACCAGCAGAUGAAUCUGACUCAGUGCCUCAGAAAGCAGAGAAGAAAAAAGAGAAGAGAAAGUUGGGGAUUCUUGAACUGGCAACAAAAGAGUUUGAAGAUGAAAGUGAGUCGGAUGAAGCUCCAGAUCUCCCUCCUGAAACAGAAGCCACAUCGACAGAACCCAGCGUCCCCCCACCUCUAGACACAGCUGCAGAUCCUGCUUCACCACAGUCCAGCCCUGAACCUGCAUCCAGCCUCCAGGAGAACGUGCAAGAAGCUCACGCCUCCAGUAGCAACUUUGUAGCAGAGACAAGCUGCCCCAAACCUGCAGCCACUGAGCCUGCUGCUGUUUCUGAGGCUGUCAAUGCACAGUUUAAUGCCCACCUCUUCAUAUUUGACAGUGAAUCUCAGGAAGAAGACUCUCAGUCUAUUGUUGGUGAUCGUCCAGCAGCUGCGUCCAACCCUGAGCCAUUAGUGAACAAAGAUGCUGCGUUUUCUCUGACUCAGACCCAGUUAGAGGAGGACAAGCAGAGAAUCAGAGAGCUGAUGAACCAGACAGACCAGGACUUAGUCAGUGUAACCAAAGCCUUGUUGAAGACCAGUGGAGACUUCACAGCUGCACUGGACCUGCUUUUAAAUCCCUCCUCCAUUUCUGGACCAUUUUGGAAUCGCUGUGAUGACAAUCUUUUGCUGUCCACCGAUCCAGUUGUUCGCCAACAGCUGCAGGAGAAAUACGGUGAGGAGGAAGUGGCCAAAAGAAUCGUGUUUCUUGAGGUGGUUUGAUGAAACAAGUUAAGCUAGAGAUAAGGAGACAAGAUGGGACACAUGGAAUGUUCUCAUCCAUCAUGUCAACUUAAUCAUGGAAAAUGCAGUUUUAAAUUUUACAGGUUAACUAAUUUUAAAAUUGAAUUUACAUAGUAGAUAUUGUGCCAUGUAGAUUUUUGUUUGCAAAAUCUACAUGGCAAAAUCUUUUAAUGCAUUUCAAUAACAAAUGCUUUCAUUUUGUUAUUUAUGGUUUUUGCUGUUGUUUGUUUGUCUCCCUGAAAUUGCAUAACACAUUUUAAUGCCAUCUAAUAAACCAUAUAAUUUUAUGUUACUCUGUUUACUUUAUUCAAAGAUUAUACUGAAGAGAAUAAAAACGUAGUUCAGCCUUUCAGAAAAUAAGUAAUGUUCUAUACAGGCCAGUUUAAUUGAACAGUUAACAAAUGCUACUGCAUUUUUUGCAUUCUUUAAUGCAUUGUCGGUUGUUUCUGAGUGCACUCUGGACAAAACAUUUAAAUUCUUAUAGACUGUGACAAAUUUAAAUAAAGUCAUUUAACUGAAAA